AUGGGUUCCAAAGUGCAACCCCACGUCCUCGUCGUGGAGCCUGGUAACGACAUUUUGUCGGCAAACGGGGCUGGUGAAGCUGGAUGGGCCAACUGCCCACCAGUGGAUAUGAUUGGCUGCAGAAAGAAUCGCCUUAGCUGCGACAAGGCGACAGAGGCAAGCAAAAACUCCCCUUUACAGGAAGAAACCUCAAGAAGACCAGACUCUGUGGAGAGAACAUCAGCCAUAACCGCCUGGAGUCCAGUACAUCAGCUGACAUGGUACAGGCAGGUUGAAGAGCAGCCGUCUGCUGUCAUCAAGGGACUGUUAUCUAAAAAGCUUCCCAAUGGCACCAUUCAGAGGUACAAUGGCAUAGAGAGACACGUGGAUUUGCUGGGCAACACCGGUGAUCUCUUCCUGCCCAACGUGACGUACAGUGACAGCGGAAUAUACGUUUGUCAUCUGGCAGCACCUGUGGGUGAACAGAAUCAGGAGAGUCAAGUUCAUCUCAUUCUAAGAGGUUGUCCUGAGAAUCCGCCCAACAAAGUAAUGCUAGAUGCUUACGCUGUCAUUUUUGCCACUUUGUUGCUGAUAACAUCACUUGUAAUAUUCGUCUGGAGUUAUCGCUGUCUGAAAAAAGCCAUGAAAGAAAGAAACGAGUCCAGUAAAAAAGAAAUCUUAUUGAAUGUGUCGUCCAUACCACUUGAAAAGAAGGACUUGGAGAUGAUCUACACUUUAGGUCCUAAAUGGUCAAAACCUCACUGGACACACACAUGUUUAUAAAGCCAUGGCUAAUGC
This is a messenger RNA of Thalassophryne amazonica, 777 nucleotides long. RefSeq lists its product as uncharacterized. Lineage: Eukaryota; Metazoa; Chordata; Actinopteri; Batrachoidiformes; Batrachoididae. The transcript is spliced from 5 exons. The record is from RefSeq and is a predicted model, not a curated record. The coding region runs from base 1 to 762 and encodes 253 amino acids.